AUGAAAUCGCCCGAACUGCUCGAGUUGACAGCUUCGGAACCGUUAUCCCUGGAGGAAGAGUAUGAGAUGCAACGGAAAUGGUUGUUGGACGAAGAUAAAUUGACAUUCAUCCUCCUCGCCCGUCCUUCUCCCCCCUCCGACUCAUCUACCGAUUCAUCAAGAUACAUUCUCUUGCCGGAAGAGAUCCAAAAGUGCCGUAUGGUCGGGGACGUCAACCUUUUUCUGCCUGAUGGGAGGGAAAGUGAAGGGGAGUGUGAGAUUAUGAUUGCUUCGAAAGAGGACAGACGGAAAGGCUAUGCAGUCGAAGCACUUUCCCUCUUCCUCAAAUACACCACAUCCUCCCUCCACCUCCCCGCCCCCCAGCUCCUCUCCCGUAUCGGUUCCGAAAACAUUCCGUCCAUCCGGUUAUUCAAAAAACUUGGCUUUGGCGUGGUGAAGUAUGUGAAGGUGUUUGAUGAGGUGGAGAUGCGGUUUGGGCAGGGGGAUGUUGAGGGGCUGGAUCUGGAUUUUGGGGUGGUGGAGAAGGGGAAGGAGGUUGACUGGGAGGGGGUGGCGUUGGAGGGGCGGGUGGGGGUGUAUGAGGCUGGGGUGUAG
Messenger RNA from Cryptococcus wingfieldii CBS 7118, 594 nucleotides. RefSeq lists its product as hypothetical. Bases 1 to 594 code for a protein of 197 amino acids. Gene Ontology annotation, biological process: protein acetylation. The transcript is spliced from 5 exons. Gene Ontology annotation, molecular function: N-acetyltransferase activity. The record is from RefSeq and is a predicted model, not a curated record. Lineage: Eukaryota; Fungi; Basidiomycota; Tremellomycetes; Tremellales; Cryptococcaceae.